Messenger RNA from Cololabis saira (Pacific saury), 2583 nucleotides. RefSeq names its product phagosome assembly factor 1 (gene phaf1). Gene Ontology annotation, cellular component: trans-Golgi network; synaptic vesicle membrane; dendrite. Lineage: Eukaryota; Metazoa; Chordata; Actinopteri; Beloniformes; Belonidae. Gene Ontology annotation, biological process: Golgi to plasma membrane protein transport. The transcript is spliced from 9 exons. Bases 1 to 423 code for a protein of 140 amino acids. The record is from RefSeq and is a predicted model, not a curated record.
AUGGGUGUGACAGUAGGUGAGGGUGACUUUGCUGCAGGAAACUGUUUCUCAGAUUGUUCAUUUUCCAUCAGCUGCGGUGGAUCAGCUGAUAAGACGGGGAAAGGCUCGUCUGGACACGAUAUUCUGUUUGACUCAACAACUCACUUGGUGAAGAAGUUUGUCCUACAUACCAACUACCCUGGACAUUACAACUUCAACAUAUAUCAUCGAUGUGACUUUAAGAUUCCACUUGUCAUCAAAAAAGGAGCUGAUUCUCAGACGGAGGACUGUGUACUCACCACGUACAACAAGUGGGAUCAGAUUCAGGAACUGCUCGGCCACCCGAUGGAAAAGCCCGUCGUGCUGCACAGGUCCUCGUCAGCCAAUAACACCAACCCGUUUGGCUCCACGUUCUGCUUUCGGACUGCAGAGGAUGAUCUUUGAGGUGAUGCAGAACAACCACAUAGCGUCAGUGACCCUGUACGGCGCUGCCCGGACCACCGCGCAGGCCCGGCCCGAGUCCAGCAGCAGCUCCCACUGAAGCAAGUAACCACGUCCCGUCAAAUCAACACCUACAUCCAGCUCCUCUGACGACUGAAUUUUAACCCAGAGCCAGAUUCUUACCAGUGCAGACCUAACCGAACAAAGUCCUGCUAGUCUAGGCCAGACGCUUCACAACGAGCAGAAAACUGUUCAAUCAAACCUGACAUUUAUCAGCUUUUCACAUGGGGGUACGAAGCCUCGGUUAGGUCCACUCAGGCCCGCUCCGCCGGCGCAGGCCGACUCUUCCAAGACCCGACAAGACAUCCAGGAACACGGUUGCAUCGCUGGAGCUUUGAGCAUGAAGCAAGCGUUGAAGUGAAGGCUGCCAUAUCUGCUUUCUAGUGUGACUGCAAUCACCCAUUCAUCCGCAGAGGCAGGAUCGGAGCUCCGCUGCCUCCAAUUAUCCGAUUAUCAGCUUAAAUUAAAGGCAGUUGGACUUGACAGUGACCCGUACAGUUACCCAAGAACCAGUGGUCCAUGAUGCACCGAAUGUUCCGUAACCGAAAUUGUUCGGCCGAAAAUAGCAACAAAAAAAAAAACCCUUUCGGUGUUCGGUGGAAUAAGUGGGGGGAAAAAACCGAACAAUUACCGUAUUUUCCCGCACCAUAAGGCGCAUCGUAUUAUAAGGCGCACCUUCAAUAAAUGGCCCUCAUUUAAAACAGCCUUCCAUAUAUAAGGCGCACUAAAUACAGGAGUGUUCUCAGAAAAUUAGAAUAUUGUGAUUUUCUGUAAUGCAAUUACAAAAACAAAAAUGUCAUACAUUCUGGAUUCAUUACAAAUCAAAUACAAAUCUUUCUGACACUCAGUCUUUCAAGAAGAGAGCCGAUUACACGUGGGGUUCUUGCAGAACGUAACAAGUCCAACCCAAAUCUCCCCAAUGGCAAAACUAUCCAACUACUAUCACCACCUCUCCUGAUUAUCUCCUCACCUCACUUCCCGUGGAAUCUGAAAACACACACAAGAGCAAGAGAACAGCGAUCGACCCGGCGGCCUCUGCCUGCCCCUCUGGACGGCGCCUGCCCCUCUGGACGGUGGCGCGGCGGCCUCCGCCUGCACUUCUGGACAGCGUCGGCCUCUCGGGCGUGUGCCUGAACGCACCGUGAAGCAUCUGCAUGCGUCUGCCCCUGGACUUCUGCAUGACUCUCCUGAACCAGAACAAGCACCAGCCUGAUUUGUUGGUGUGGUGAUUUGUUCCUGCACGUUUCCAGGAGGGACGGACCGGCCGGCGAGCUCUUUUUCUCUUCCCGCCCCGCUUCACCCACAACACACACUGUGGAAAAAACCAUUCUCAUUGUGUGCUCAUCUUUUUCAGUCCAUUUUUUACAUUUGCACUAAAAACACACCUUUGUACUUGAUUGUGCCCCACAUAGACAUAUAUACGUAGACGCCCCAUCGAGUGCUGAGCCGUACGUCAACGUCGCCGCCAUAUUGGAUGUUCAAGACUGCGCUGGUGCCUAACUGUUUCCCAAGUUUAUUAGUGCGUGUGUGAAUGAAUAAAUGAGACAUAAAACGUACAUUUCUUUGUAGAAAGGCGCUUUAUGAAAAUAAGUCCAUUUACUUGUAUUAGUUUACAGCGCAGUCUUGAACAUCCAAUAUGGCGGCGACGUUGACGUAUCGCAGCAGCUCCACGGGGCGUCUGCGUUUUUACGUCUAUGGUGCCCCGUCCCUGAUGCGUCUAGGGAUUUUGGAGAUGACGUUUAAGCGCGUGCGUGAAUGUGUUUUACACCGUAGUUUCAGACGGCUUCAGGAUGUUUGCAGCCAUGUUUCCUCAGCCCUUUCUUCUUCUCCUCCUUCUUUUCUGCCUCUCAUUGAUGAACUUUGUGUCCGUGUUGAAUUGCCAAACGCUUUAGCCAAAGAUGUUUAGGGAUGUAGUGAUUUAGUCUGCUGACUAGGAAUGGGCGAUACUUUACAGUUCAUGAUGUACCGUCAAAAAAUUUCCCCACUGUAAGAAUUUGUCAUCUUGCGGUAAAAAUGAUAAAUUCCCGUUAAUUACGUUUUUGUGUAAAACUGAUUCAUGGUUCUGUGUUAAAUCCACACACAACGUACGUGAAGGAAGGAAGA